UCAUCGGACUCGGAGAACAGCGGAGGUAAAUAUUGAGUAGACGCGCGUCGUGCUGUGUGCUGCAGUCUGCACGUAGGGACACCUGAACAUCCAAGCUGGCACGGCAGCCAGGUCGCCCAAGUUCAGGGAAGGCAUAGAAGGGUGUGUCGGGACGCCCAUAGCCAGCAAAUCCUUCUGUGGUGGCCAGUGUGAGUUUGAGAUGACAUCCAUUGUGAAUUUUGAGGGUAUUUGGGGUGUGGGGGAUGAGACGCCACACUGCUACCUGCUCACAGUGGACGACUUCACCUUCCUGCUGGACUGUGGCUGGGAUGAAAAAUUUGAUAAAGACUAUUUGGAUCGUCUGACAAAAAUCCUGCCACGGGUUGACUGUGUCCUCAUCUCCUAUCCUGACCCACUGCAUAUGGGGGCCCUGCCAUACAUGGUAGGGAAGUGCCAGCUCACCUGCCCUGUGUAUGCCACUGUACCUGUGUUCAAGAUGGGCCAGAUGUUCUUGUAUGAUUGGUAUCAGAGUCACCAUAAUUAUGAUCUGGUGGAGCAUUUUUGUCUUGAUGAUGUGGAUGCUGCAUUUGAUCUCAUCACCCAGGUCAAGUACAACCAGAGUAUACCCAUGAGAGGGAAGGGUAUUGGCCUCAGCAUCUCAGCUCAGCCAGCAGGUCACAUGAUUGGUGGUGCAAUCUGGAGAAUUAUUAAGGAUGGGGAAGGUGACAUUGUGUAUGCAGUAGACUUCAACCACAAGAAGGAACGGCACCUUGGGGGUUGUGAGUUGGACAAAAUCAGCCGCCCCUCUUUGCUGAUCACAGACGCCUUCAACUCGUCCUACCGCCAGGAACGCCGUAGACACAGAGACGAGAAACUUGUCGCCCAGCUCCAGGAGACCUGCCGUAAUGGAGGCAAUGUCCUGGUGGCCACAGACACCGGUGGUCGAGUGCUGGAGAUGACACACAUGCUGGAGCAGAUGUGGAACACUAAGGAGAGUGGACUGUCAGCUUACUCACUGGCCAUCCUCUCCAAUACUGGCUACCAUGUUAUUCACUUUGCUAAACAGAUGAUUGAGUGGAUGAGUGAAAAGUUGACCAAAGCUUUUGAUACUCUGAGGACCAAUCCUUUUAGCUUCAAACACCUCAAGUUUUGUCACAAUCUCACUGACCUCAGUCGCCUCCCAUCACCAAAGGUUGUCUUGGCGAGUUUCCCAGACCUUGAAAGUGGAUAUUCUCGAGAGUUAUUUGUGCAGUGGGCGACUAACCCCAAGAACACCAUCAUUCUUACAUCAAGGACAGGGCCGGACAGCCUUGCUAGACGCCUCAUUGACAAUCCUCAGAUCAGAACCUUCAAGUUGCUGGAGAAGCGUCGAGUGAGGUUGGAGGGACCUGAGCUGGAUGAACACUACAGGCAAAAAAGGGAAAAGCAACAGCAGCAGCAGAGGAUCAAAGAAGAAGUGGAGAGCUCAAGUGACAGUGAAGAUGAGGAGGGUCUGGAGGCAGGGAAGCAUGACAUCAUUGUGCUGCAUGAGAAAGCAGGCAACCAGAGCAUGUUCAGGAGCCGCAAACACCACCCAAUGUUUCCUUACCAUGAAGACAAGAUGAGAGGAGAUGACUAUGGGGAAUUCAUUAAUCUGGAGGACUUUGAGAUCACUGGCCUGAAGGAGGAAAACAAGGAGAAUAUUGACUUGCAGAUUCCAUAUGAUGACGACGACAUGAUGGAGAUGGAGGAGGCACCAACAAAGUGUGUGUCUCAGACAGUGACAGUGAGAGUGGCUGCCCAGGUCCUGUUCAUUGACUUUGAGGGUCGCAGUGAUGGGGAGAGCAUACGCAAGAUUGUUGAGGCAAUGCAUCCAUUGCGGGUCAUCUUGGUGCGAGGCUCACACACCGACCUCCAGGCCUUUGCAGAAAACAUCCGCAGCAUGACCAAGGCCAAAGUGUUCACCCCAAGCCUGGGCCAGGUGGUCAAUGCCUCUAUGGAGUCCCACAUUUACCAGAUCAAGCUUUCUGAGUCCCUUGUGUCUUCACUGGCCCUACAGCCAGCGGGCCGGGAGAUGGAAGUGGCUUGGGUGGACGGCUGCGUCACCUACCCUAUGGACACUAUUGAGGGCACAGGGGAGGAGGCUGACAGACAAGUGAUAGCCACAGAGAAUCAGAGAGAGAAAGACAUGGCCACUCUUGCUGUCAUCUCCAGAGAACAGGCUCCUCCUCACACUCCAGUCUUCAUCAAUGACAUCCGGCUGAGUGGAUUCAAGCAGGUGCUCAGCAGGGCGGGUAUCAGCUCAGAGUUCAAUGCCGGCAUCUUGUGGUGUGCCAAUGGAACCCUGGCUCUCAAGAAGCAAGACUCUGGCAGUGUGUCCCUGGAGGGACCUCUCAGCCCAGAUUAUUUUGAGAUACGUGAGCUUCUCUACUCCCAGUAUGCAAUAUUAUAGUGUCAUUGUGAAGGUGCAUCGUGGAUAAGUCUUGUAGGAGGAAGAGGCACACUGGCAGUCUUCUUUUGAUGUGGUGUUGGAUGAAAACACCUGAUUGAAGAAUUUAUUUUGAAACUCACACCUCAUAUGAUGAAUUAUCUUUUUAAUGAAAAUAAAAAUAAGAUAUUUUCAA
Molecule: messenger RNA, 2582 nt
Organism: Portunus trituberculatus (swimming crab)
Lineage: Eukaryota; Metazoa; Arthropoda; Malacostraca; Decapoda; Portunidae
Gene: CPSF2
Product: probable cleavage and polyadenylation specificity factor subunit 2
Exons: 17
Coding region: 200-2410 (736 amino acids)
Biological process (GO): mRNA 3'-end processing by stem-loop binding and cleavage
Cellular component (GO): mRNA cleavage and polyadenylation specificity factor complex
Molecular function (GO): RNA binding
Source: RefSeq, a predicted model, not a curated record